UCCUUUCAAACUUUUGUAGCCAGUUUAAAAUUUAAAAUCGUUAUUUAUUUUUUAUUUAUUUAAAAUAAAAACAAUAAUACUUGAGUAACGGCGGGUAAAACUUAUCCAUGAGUAGCCGAUUUCAUUGGUCGGAUCGGGUGACUAAAACUAUCGAUCCUUUGCCAUCCCUUUCAAGUUUCGGCACGAGUUUUGCAGUCUUUUCAAGCUGUGUGCGGCAAAUGUUUAUAGAUCAGCGGAUGGAUGCGCCAACAAGCUCGACAUCAGUAAAUGGCCUCGAAAAUUUCUUUGGAAAUGGUUUUGGACUCUGUCGUCAGGGUUGCAGAGAUUGGGUAGUUUUCCGGGGGAGUAGAGGGGACUUUUUCUAUGGCAUUUGGGGCAAUAAGAAAAAUAAAAAGAAUGGUCGGCUAUGGCUGGCGCUUCACAAGCAGGAAGACAUUGUAAGGAAUCAAAGACGCGUUUUUUCAUGCACAAGAAUACUUGCACUUGUACUGCUACUUGUGUGUUUCGCCGUCUACUAAUGAAGACAUUUUGGAUCUUUCUCCUCGUCUUUGAUCCUCCAAUUCCCUUCGAUUGGUCCUAUGUUACAGCUGCACUCUCUUUUCCUGUCUGGACCUUUCUACCCUUUUUUAAAGAAACGAAACAAAACAUUUAUUUUUAUUUUUAUUUUCCUGAAAAAACAAGGAAUUAGAAGAGAGAAUUAGCUUUCAUUCCUAGAAAAAUACUUGCUUCGAAGCUUGUGAUGAUGGCUCGCCGAGCAGUAGAAGUGAUCUCUCCACCUCCCACGAAGCUUCAGAUUCAGGGCUCAUCCUCUUCAUCACAUUCUUCAGCUUUAUUCUUUUUCCUUGGAGGGAUUAUUUUUCUCAUUAUAUUGCUGAUUCUCAUAGUAGCGUUUUGGAAGUUUGUCAAACCUUCAGAGACAAUGAAGUUUUUACUGAGAAGAAAUAAAAAGCAGAAAGCUUCUGCUGAUUUCUGGAGUGGGAACCUUCGAACCAUAAGCUAUUUUGACUUCAAUACAUUGAAGAAGGCAACUAAAAAUUUUCAUCCUAGUAAUCUUCUUGGAAGAGGUGGAUUUGGACCUGUCUAUCGGGGAAAGUUAGCUGAUGGCAGAAUGGUGGCAGUUAAAAAGUUGUCUCUUGAAAAAUCCCAGCAAGGGGAAUCAGAAUUUCUUUCAGAGGUGAGGAUGAUCACAAGCAUCCAACACAAGAACUUGGUUCGACUUCUUGGGUGUUGCUCGGAUGGGGCCCAACGACUACUUGUGUAUGAGUACAUGAAGAAUAGGAGUUUGGACCUCAUACUAUAUGGAAAAAGCGAUCAUUUCCUAGAUUGGAAAACAAGGUUCCAAAUAAUUUUAGGGAUUGCUCGAGGAUUACAGUAUCUACACGAGGAUUCACACCUAAGAAUUGUUCACAGAGAUAUCAAAGCGAGCAACAUUCUUCUUGAUGAUAAAUUCCAACCUAGGAUUGGAGAUUUUGGGCUGGCUAGGUUCUUCCCAGAAGACCAAGCUUACCUAAGCACUACAUUUGCUGGAACUUUAGGUUACACAGCCCCUGAGUAUGCCAUUAGAGGAGAAUUGUCUGAAAAGGCAGACAUCUAUAGCUUUGGAGUGCUUGUCCUUGAAAUUAUUAGCUGCAGGAAGAACACAGAUCUAACUUUACCAUCAGAUAUGCAAUACCUCCCUGAAUAUGCGUGGAAAUUAUAUGAGAGGUCCAGUGUAAUUGAUCUAGUUGAUCCUAGAAUGCGAGAACAUGGGUUUGUGGAGAAAGAUGUGUUGCAAGCAAUCCAUGUAGCUUUCUUGUGUCUUCAACCUCUUGCAAACUUGAGGCCCCCUAUGUCAGAGAUUGUUGCCAUGUUAACAUGCAAGGUUGAAAUGGUGGGAACACCUGUUAGGCCGUCGUUCUUGGACAGGAGGAGUAGAAAAAAAGACGACUUUUCUUGGGAUACCAUAUCUGAAGUCUUCCCUUCUCCUCUGCCAAGCCAGUCCCCUUCAUUAACUCGACAAAAGAAGUGAGGUGUUUUCAUGUUUAGACAUCCUCUCAAGAAGAAAUGAAAGUGUAUAAUUAUGUGGAAGCAGCCUUUUUUUUUUUUU
Messenger RNA from Hevea brasiliensis (rubber tree), 2086 nucleotides. Its product is annotated as cysteine-rich receptor-like protein kinase 44. Bases 740 to 2008 code for a protein of 422 amino acids. Gene Ontology annotation, biological process: protein phosphorylation. Gene Ontology annotation, molecular function: ATP binding; protein kinase activity. NCBI's taxonomy places the organism in Eukaryota, Viridiplantae, Streptophyta, Magnoliopsida, Malpighiales, Euphorbiaceae. The transcript has 7 exons. The record is from RefSeq and is a predicted model, not a curated record.